Messenger RNA from Cyclopterus lumpus (lumpfish), 1918 nucleotides. It is a transcript of the gene agxt2, whose product is annotated as alanine--glyoxylate aminotransferase 2. Gene Ontology annotation, biological process: glyoxylate catabolic process. NCBI's taxonomy places the organism in Eukaryota, Metazoa, Chordata, Actinopteri, Perciformes, Cyclopteridae. Gene Ontology annotation, cellular component: mitochondrion. The transcript is spliced from 14 exons. Gene Ontology annotation, molecular function: pyridoxal phosphate binding; L-alanine:glyoxylate transaminase activity. Bases 52 to 1599 code for a protein of 515 amino acids. The record is from RefSeq and is a predicted model, not a curated record.
GUCAGACGGUGAAGGGCGUCGGGCCGAAGUUUGGCCCUCAACGCGCUCAUCAUGCUGAAAGCAGUUUCCUCUCUCAGGGGCCGUUAUGUGUUAACAGCGCAGUCCAGUCCCUGGUCCGGUUCGGUCAAAUUCCACUUGGAAAGUGGUGCAUUAUGUCAGAAAUCCACCCUCAAGCCCCGUCCCACAGACGUCCCGGAUAUGCCCCCAUGCAUUUUACAACCAGAGGAAUACACGGGUAUGUCCAAAGAGCGGAUGAUGGAGAUCCGCAGGCAGAACUGCAACCCCAUGGUCAUGAAGGUUACCAACUAUAAGAAGCCAGUGUUCAUCCACCAGGGAUACAUGCAGUGGCUGUGGGAUGUGGACGGGAAGCGGUACCUGGAUCUAUUUGCUUGUGUGGCUACUGUCAGUGUGGGCCACUGCCACCCGAAAGUAGUAGCAGCUGCAGAGAAGCAGCUGAAGAGAGUGUGGCACACUACAAACAUCUACGUCAACCCUCCUCUCCAUGAGUACUGUGAGAAACUAGCUUCCUACUUCCCAGAUCCUCUCAAGGUGGUAUAUCUGACCAACAGUGGCUCAGAAGCCAAUGACCUGGCCAUGCUGAUGGCUCGACUUCACACAAGAAACUUUGACAUCAUCACUUUCAGAGGCUCAUACCACGGUGGCAGCCAACAGACCCUGGGUCUCACCUCCAACGUAGCAUACAAAUACCCCGUCGCCAAUGGUUUGGGCUGCACAAAUACCAUGUGUCCCGAUGUGUUCAGAGGUCCGUGGGGAGGAAGCCACUGCAGGGACUCUCCUGUGCAGACCAACAGAGAAUGUGGGUGCGCCCAAGGACAUUGCAUGGCUAAAGACCAGUACAUUGGACAGCUCAAGGAGACGUUUCAGACUAGUGUCCCGAGUCAAAUUGCUGCUUUCUUCGGAGAGCCGAUUCAGGGAGCCGGAGGAGCUGUGCAGUACCCUAAAAGCUACCUAAAGGAGGCUUACAAACUUGUAAGAGAGAGAGGAGGGAUCUGCAUUGCUGAUGAGGUCCAGACUGGAUUUGGGCGAACAGGAAGCCACUUCUGGGGGUUCCAAGGUCACGACGUCAUUCCUGAUAUGGUUACAAUGGCGAAGGGCAUUGGCAAUGGAUUCCCAAUGGGAGCCAUUGUUACAACAAAAGAAAUUGCGUCCUCGUUUGGCAAGGGGCUUCACUUCAACACCUUUGGAGGAAAUCCUUUGGCUUGUGCUGUCGCUUCGUCAGUGCUCGAUACGAUCGCCGAAGACGGCGCGCAGCAGUCCAGUCUUACUGUGGGAACCUAUCUGAUGACGGAACUGGCAAAACUCAGAGACAAGUAUGAGAUCAUCGGCGACGUCCGUGGAAAAGGCCUGCAGAUUGGUGUGGAAAUGGUCAAAGACAAGGCCAGCAGAGACCCGCUGCCUCUGGAGGCAAUGAGUGAGAUCUUCGAGGACAUAAAGGACAUGGGAGUGCUGAUCGGGAAAGGAGGACUCUAUGGACAGACCUUCCGCAUCCAACCACCAAUGUGCAUCACGAUGGAGGACGCAGAGUUCUUCCUGGACAUUUUUAACAAGUCCAUCCACAACUACAUGGAAAGAAAAUAAAGGUCAAACCUACCUUCUGCCUUUGCAGUAAUAAUACGUUUUAACCCCAUUCAACUAUGUUGUAAUUAAAAUACUUGAAUCAUUAAAAGCUAGGGUUCUCUUGCUGGUUUCUCCAGUGUGACCGACACAAGAUUUAAUACACCUCACUGGGCAAAUAAUGAAAAAUGUAAAUAUGUAAUAAUAAUAAUAAUCUUGUACCGUGUCUUUUAUGACAACUGAAUUGAAGAUCACUUUACUUGUUUCCAUCUGCUGAAUCAUGCUUGGAUGUAACUGUAAUUUCUGAACACAUGCUUUGUUGCUGAUCAUAGAUGUGAAUGUA